CUCGGUGAAAAUGCAGCGAGUGUUUGUGUAUGGGACGUUGAGGAAAGAUCAACCUAAUCACCACCUCAUAUCGAAUGGUAUUCAGUCCGGGGAUUGUCAGUUUCAGGGUUUGGGAGUAACUGAGACAAAAUACCCACUCGUUGUAGCGAGUCGAUACAAUGUUCCAUUUUUACUGGAUGCACCAAAUGUACCUAACGCUCAAAAUGUUGAAGGAGAGGUGUACACAGCUAACGAGAAGAUGAUGGGUAUCCUUGAUGGGCUUGAGAGACACCCCGAUUUCUAUACUCGCUGUGAAAUUUCUGUUCUUUUUAAUGAUAAGCCAGAGAAGGCAUGGUGCUAUUUAAUGCAGAAAUUUCGACAACCUUUGCUACAGUUACCGUUCAAUCGAAAAUAUGAUUCCAAAGAGCAUGCGCCUUACUUGGGUGGUGACAAGCGACCAAUAGGAGAGGAAGCGAGACGGAACUUCAUGGCAGAGAUUAAAGAAAAUUUAUAAUGCAGAUGUUGUUUUAAAAUUAAAAUUUAAUUAUUACAAAA
Messenger RNA from Saccostrea echinata, 534 nucleotides. Its product is annotated as putative gamma-glutamylcyclotransferase CG2811. The transcript has 2 exons. The record is from RefSeq and is a predicted model, not a curated record. Bases 11 to 493 code for a protein of 160 amino acids. NCBI's taxonomy places the organism in Eukaryota, Metazoa, Mollusca, Bivalvia, Ostreida, Ostreidae. Gene Ontology annotation, molecular function: gamma-glutamylaminecyclotransferase activity.